Messenger RNA from Mangifera indica (mango), 1440 nucleotides. RefSeq names its product extensin-1-like. The transcript has a single exon. Gene Ontology annotation, biological process: plant-type secondary cell wall biogenesis. Lineage: Eukaryota; Viridiplantae; Streptophyta; Magnoliopsida; Sapindales; Anacardiaceae. The coding region runs from base 1 to 1440 and encodes 479 amino acids. The record is from RefSeq and is a predicted model, not a curated record.
AUGGCUUACCCAUACUAUUCUCCCCCACCACCAGCACCUCCUCCUCCUCCUCAAUGUAACCCUGUCACAGCGGCACCACGUCCACCAGAACACCACCACCAUAAACAUCCAGAAUCACCCCCACCUCAACAUGGCUAUCCACUACCUCCUCCUCCUCCACACCACCCUUAUCCUCCCCCGGAAGCACCUAAACCUCCAGAUCCACCACCUCUAAACCCCACACCAGCAGUACCAUGUUCUCCCAAAGGGGCACCGCCAGCCCCUACUACCAAACCACUUCCUCCACCAACACCUUAUAAACCACCUCCAACACCCUCUAAAACCCCAGUUACUCCACCAAAACCAUCUCCAUGCAAACCACCUUCACACCUCCACCGGAAUUAUCUCCAAAUGCACCACCAUCUCAUAAUCAUACGCCUCCUCCUGAAUUAUCCCCAAAUUCACCACAAUCACAUUAUAAUGCUCCUCCACCAAAACCAUCUCCAUAUACACCGCCUUCACCAAAACCAUCUCCAUGCAAACCACCUUCACACUAUCACACCCCUCCACCAAAUAUAUCUCCAAAUACACCACCAUCUCAUUGUCACGCCUCCACCUAAAUCAUCCCCAAAUACACCACCAUCAAAUUAUAACGCUUCUCCACCAAAAUUAUCUCCAUACACACCACCAUCUCAUAACCACACGCCUCCACCUAAAUCAUUCCCAAAUUCACCACCAUCGCAAUAUAACGGUCCUCCACCAAAAUUAUCUCCAUAUACACCACCAUCUCAUAACCACACGCCUCCACCUAAAUCAUCCCCAAAUUCACCACCAUCGCAAUAUAACGCUCCUCCACCAAAAUUAUCUCCAUAUACACCACCAUCUCAUAACCACACGCCUCCACCUAAAUCAUCCCCAAAUUCACCACCAUCACAAUAUAACGCUCCUCCACCAAAACCAUUUCCAUAUACACCGCCUUCGCUACCAUCUCCAUAUACACCACCAAAUCAGGGCAAUACUCCGCCUAUCUUCCGGACACCACCACCACCACCCCCUUUUGGAGCAGUUCCGCCAUCAUCAAACGUUGUUUCGCCACCGCCAGGAGGAGGUAACCAAACUACUGUUAUAGCGGUAUGCGUCUCACUUGGUGGCAUCUUCGUUGCAUUUCUCCUGGUUGGUCUCUUCUGCUUAGCUAAGAAGAAAAAACCAGUGAUGGUUCCUGCAGCUGCUCCUGCUUAUAUUGAAGAACAUGAAGAAAUUCAUGAGACAAUCGCUACAGGUCCAUAUGGAGAACAAGUUGUGACAGUUUCAGUCGAGGAUGAUGUGCGAAUACAUGAAGCUAUUGGCGGUACUGGUGUUGUUGGUUCGCACUAUGGAGCUCCUGGAGGUCCUCGUCCUGAACUGGGUCUCAAAGGAGGUCCUUCUUAUCGUCCAAGUCUCUCUCUGUUUGUAUUCAAUUGA